Messenger RNA from Austrofundulus limnaeus, 1604 nucleotides. Its product is annotated as protein FAM219A. NCBI's taxonomy places the organism in Eukaryota, Metazoa, Chordata, Actinopteri, Cyprinodontiformes, Rivulidae. The record is from RefSeq and is a predicted model, not a curated record.
CAAAUCAACCAGGAUCUGAACAUCCAGCUGCUGAAAGACGGUUAUCGCCUGGACGAGAUCCCGGACGACGAGGACCUGGAUCUGAUCCCGCCCAAAUCUGUCAACCCCACCUGCAUGUGCUGCCAGGCGACCUCCUCCACAACCUGCCAAAUCCAGUAACCCCCACUUUCUCUGACCCCCAGCGCUCUCCACAUGACAUAACCCGCCCCCACCCAAAUCUCCAUCCCCUGUGAGUUUGCCUCGCCACCAGGGUGGUGACAGUGAGGCAUUUGUAGAAAAUUGUCAUGACAGUUGAAGUGCUAUGAUGAUAACAGCAAGUAAUCGCGUAACAAACAGAAUCAAAACCUAGAAGAAGGGGCACAGGUCAGAAAACUCUGGGUGUAAUUCAUUAAAAUGCUCGUAAAGUGAUGGAUUCCUCCUAUGGCAGGACCUGCUUUCUGUUUCAGAGCUUCUUGCAAGGUGGUGAUGUAACAUAACGCUCCGAUUUUAGUUUACAGUCAAGAAAAGGUCAUUAGAUGUUGAGUUUAAUAUUCCUGAACAGUAACAAACAUUAUAACUGCUGACUGCUUUACCUCCCUGAACUCCGCUUUGCCUUUUUCUCUUUUUUAUUUCAAAACUUACUUUGAUGAAACCGAGAGAUUCCAGAGUGGAUUGUGGACUUGUACCCACACCCCCAAAAAAUCGGAGCGCUGAUAUUUAAUUCAUUGUACUGUACAGGGUUGUUAUGUAGCACAGGUCCAGUCUCACCUAUCAUGUCCUYUGCCCCACUUCGUCACAGGAAUUAAGGUGAGACGUUUGAACAGGAGUGACUCUGGAACAAACUGCAUGAAAGACGGAGGGAGUAAAAUAAAAAAGGCACAGAGCCGCUGUGCAUAUUAAGUUUACACAUUUUUGCUUUUAGUUUUAYGGGGCUCGUAUCGUGCAUUCUGUCCCCCGCAGCAGUGGCUGCGGCUCAUAAAAGGGAAGAUUGCAUAUUUUUUUAACCCAACGCUCACAUGAUCCAUAUUAGCAAAGGCCAAAGGAACAAAAGGGAGAUGAGGGUUGGACUUUAAACCAGUUAUCCAGCACAUUUUGUUGCGUUAGAGCCUUAUUUUUACAGUCCCAGAAUGAUCACUGGACCCUACAGAAUCACACACAAGUUCAAACUAGAAAAAUAGCCCCUCUCCUCUUUGCAGAUGCAUGCACACAAAACAAUGCCAAAAGAGAAACGGCAACCGAAUUUCAUUUUGACUGAUAGAAUGGAAAGGGUUUCGUAAUCUCUACACAGAGUAUUGUUGACUUGGAGCACCAGUAUCCAUCAUUUACAAACACUCUCUUCUCUGAAUCAGUUGAUUGCAUUUAGAGUAUGCCUUAAGUACAGAGAAGUUAAAUAUGUGUGUAUGUAUUGCUGUUUUGUAGUUUAUUUGAAAUCCGUUUGCUGUCAUUGAACUUGUGCUUUUUUUAAUUACCCAUGUAAACACAAUAACUGUUUUUAUUUUAUUUUCCUUUUUCCAUUUUCAGAAUAAUUUGAAGUAAUGCAAACACUCCCAUUAAGGUAUUUAACGAUGUUAUUGUCGUGUGCAGUGUAUGACGGUGAUAAAUAAACACAAAGCAAGUGGAAAAAA